CUCUCUCCCUCCCUCCCUCCCUACAACAUGGGCCAAUGAAAGCCGCCUGCAAGUGGAUUCCGCUUUCAUUCAAGCGCUGCUCUCGUGUUUCAGCGGAACAGGGCGCCGGGGGAAUGUGUUCCCACACAAAGCCCCAUUGUGUGAAUGUGUGUCGGGCCCCGCCUGAUGGAGGCAGGGAGGCAGGGUUAGCAUCCCGGGACUUCACAAGGAAGUGUACAUGCACCAUUUAAACAAAGUCACAAACCCUCGCCGCUCCACACACCACAGUCUCAGUCUAACCCAGCGCCACAUCCACAAAUCCUUGGGUCCAAACGCUGGGCGAGUGGAUGACAAAGUGACCUCCACUCAUCCAACAACGCAGGAUGAAUGUAUCGGAGGAGAAGGAUUAUGACCUGGAGUGUUCCAUCUGCUUCAGUAACUACAACAAUGUAUUCCGUACUCCGAAGCAGCUUGCGUGCAACCACACCUUCUGUCUCGAGUGCCUGGCCCGUAUGAACAUGAAGGCGCAGGUGGCAGAAGCCAUCCAGUGCCCUGUGUGCCGUUCCCUGACCCGGGUGCCCAAGGAUGGGCUGCCCAAGCUGGGCAACAACUCUGGCAUCUUGUCCUGCCUGCCUGAGGCCAUGCAGAGAAUCCAGAGUAUCCGCUUCAACCGGGGCAAGGGCCGGCUCUUCGUGAAGAAAACCCAGUGGUCCCAGAAGAAGAGGGGGAAGAAGAAAAUGUUUGCCAGCUCAGUGAGUCAAAGCCUGGACGUGGGCCGCCCAUCAGACAUGGACAAUCACCAGGUGUCGGUGCAGAGGUGGUGGUGCUGUGUCCACAAGUCCUAUGUCACCAUUGUCAUUGUCAUUAUAGUCACUCUAGCUAUCCUCAUCAGUUCCAUCUGGGUCUUUGUAGUGCGUUAGUGACCCUCACCAGCAGUGACCAGUGUGGACAGUGACCAAUGUGGACAGUGACCAGUGUGGACAGUGACCCUCACCAGCAGUGACCAGUGUGGACAGUGACCCUCACCAGCAGUGACCAGUGUGGACAGUGACCCUCACCAGCAGUGACCAAUGUGGACAAGCUGGACAGAACCAGAUGCUUCAAGGAACGCAACGUGUGUGCUGAAGGAAUUUCACACUUGACAUUCUUGUAAACUUACUUGUAAAUGUAAACCUGUACUUAUUCCAUCAACUUUAUUCUCUCUGUUUGAUUUUAACCUCAUUACACGGAUCACAUUGAAGCGAUUGACCUGCUGGUCAUCUGGUCAUCUGGUCACCUCAAUGACUCUUCCCAAUGUGGGGGGAACUCUGCCUCCACAUGGCUAGGGAAAGGGAUACCUUCUCAUGUGGUCCAAUACGAUGUAGCAAUCUAGAAGGCAAAGAGUAAUAUAUAUAUAUAUAUUAGCACCAAUACAAAUGAGUGUUUAACGUACAGAAGCUUCCAACACAAGCUACAGUCCGCGCAGAAUUGAAUUUUAUAAAAGGUAGUCGAGUUCAAUAAUACAGUGAAGUCUGAAGAAGGGUCUCGACCUGAAACGUCCCCCAUCCCUUCUCUCCAGAGAUGCUGCCUGUCCUGUCCCGCUGAGUUACUCCAGCAUUUUGUGUCGACCUUGAAUAAUACAGAAUAUCACCAACAAGAAGUGGUUUCCACCCUAAUGUCCUGCCCUGGGUCCAAGCACUCUCCCACCACUCCCGAUCUCCCUGUCUGCUCACUUCUCUGCUUUAGUACGUUGCCUUUCAGUGACGUCUGAAUGAACAUUAACAUUGCCCGUUCUGUUAGCAUUUAACAACAUCUUGCUCCCCCUGGUUUGUGCACAAAGUGGAUACCAUCACCUAUUUCCACAUCAUAAGGAUAAUGCAUAAUACAUGCGUGCAUGUAUGAAGAAGGGUCUCAACCCGAAACGUCCCCCAUUCCUUCUCUCCAGACAUGCUGCCUGUCCCGCUGCGGUACUCCAGCUUUUUGUGACUGUACAUGCAUUCAUUAUUGGGCAAUACCAAAAUAUCUGGCAUGUCUAUCGUCUAAAAUGGACUAUGAUCCAAUUCAAUCAUAAAUAAAUGUGUUAUUGAUGACAUGUUCUCAUGUGCCAUUGUGCCCAGCAUCAGUUACUACCCAAUAUGAAUUAUUGUUGAACAUAAAUUAUUGUUAAGAAUGAACUGUUGUCCAUGAAUCAUUGUCUAAGUAAAUUAUUAUCCAUUAA
Molecule: messenger RNA, 2176 nt
Organism: Leucoraja erinaceus (little skate)
Lineage: Eukaryota; Metazoa; Chordata; Chondrichthyes; Rajiformes; Rajidae
Product: RING finger protein 225-like
Exons: 2
Coding region: 363-899 (178 amino acids)
Biological process (GO): protein ubiquitination
Molecular function (GO): ubiquitin protein ligase activity
Source: RefSeq, a predicted model, not a curated record